AUGCUAUUGAAAAUCUCCACUUCUUUAUACGAACCUAGCGAAUUUAAAUCGGAGACCUCUCCCCACGCUUCGACUUUCAAACCGAAAGAUGUGGAUCCGGGUACAAGUAAAAAUGUCGCUGCAACUCAGUCACCCAGACCUUCCGUUCUAGAAAUCGAACAGCAGACAGAUACUCCCAUAGAACAACCACUAACCGAAGUCGAAAAGUUCGUCAAGGAAGCUUGGCCGGAAGCUCUGCUGGACAGAGACAUUGAUGACAAAUCAUUCACCAACGUAAAGAACAAGGUGAUAAUUAAAGCUGAGUGGCGUCUAGUCAAAGCUGAUAUCCACGUCUUCGAAAAGCUCAAUGAGAUCCAAUCAGCUCUACGCGUCGCUCUGGUACCAUAUUGCAUAUGGACGGAGCGCCUAGCCCACGAGAUGAGUAGUGAUUUCAAAGGUAUUUGCGUGUGGGCAAACGAGCGCCGCAACUUGAAAUGGAUCGAAUUAUUACAUGCUAUAUUCAAAAACAUGGAGCUACAUGACUGCCUCCAUAGCUCACUCACAGUCUUCGCCGGCAUAAGCCCUGACAAAGGGGACUCAAUCUACUCCUUUGCCUGGCGUUUAAGAAGCGCGUUCUAUGGAUUGUCACAGACCGAUAGAGUGAGCCGUACAACACGGACAAUGAUAACGGACCUCUGCAGUAAAUAUCUACCGAGGGUCUGGACAUUAGGUGAACCCAGUUUAGAUAGACUUCGCAACAGCCAGAGGGUAGAAAAAGUCGUCCAGAUAGCUGAAAGAGUCUGCAAAUGGAGCAGUGAGGAUAAGCACUUUGUCAAAACCUCGGAAACCUAUUUGUCUUCAAUGGAUGUAGCUACUUCCCAAAACGACCUCAAUCUUUACCCUGCCAUUGAAUAUCCUCCAGAUUCGGUGUACGUUAAUCACUGUGACGUAUGUUUCCAUUGUCAAAAGGAAGGUCAUUGGGCCAACAAUUUCCCCAAUAAACAUCGAUACCACCAAAAUUUCGGCAGGCACACUAUUGAGAGAAUAGAUAACACUCACCGAAUCGGCAAUACUCAUCGGAAUCCAAAUCCAUCAAAAGGAAAUUCUCGAGUUCUAGUACCACAAAGUCCUAAACACCUACUACACCAGUUGACACUCAACAACAGAACCUAUCUCGUCAAUUCUGAUGAACUAUACAAAGAUCAUCAAGUAAACCCAUCACAGAUCGGCUGCCUCGAUCCAGGUCAAAAUGAUGAUGAAAUAGACCUCGACAACCUCAUAAAUGAUAUGGAUAGAGAAUACCCUGAGAAACAAUGA
Messenger RNA from Blumeria graminis f. sp. triticale, 1296 nucleotides. Lineage: Eukaryota; Fungi; Ascomycota; Leotiomycetes; Helotiales; Erysiphaceae. The record is from the annotation of a GenBank genome assembly.